GUCUCAUUCUGGCACUGACGACUUGUGGCAUUUCAAGACAACCCACCUGGACUGGUUCCGACUCCUUGCUGGUAAAGGACAUAACACUCAAGACCUCUUUUCUUACCUUUCAUGUAUUUCCGCCAACUUUGAUCUAUCCAAGCAUUGUGGCAGGUCCAGCGUACACUCUAUUUCGGUCAUCAUCACUGAUGCCUGCUAUACGAGCCGCCCUCGUAUUAUAGGGAGCUCUUGAAAGAGCCCUAGUUUCAUUGUCUCGACGUGCCUUAUUUUCAUUUUGGAGAUUGUGGACGUCGAAGGCGGAGAUAGAGCAGGAAUGUGUCUCCCAUCUAUGACUUCACUGGCAGCGGCGGCUACAGCCAUCGCAGUCAUGAGCAGUGGCGCCCCAACAUCAUCACCCACACCUUCAAUACCUGUACCCUCUUCCAUGGCUGGUCCGCAUCAUGAUUCUGAUGGAGAAGACAAUGGAGAAUGCAGACUGCUGGGUCCGUUUUCGAUUCUCGUCCAAGCGGCACUCGGAUCACUGGCGCUGUUGUCCUUGGUAUACAAGCGCUGGAGGGAGAGACCCCAGCGGCCUGUGAAGGUGUGGGCAUUUGACGUAUCGAAACAAGUCUUUGGGUCGGCAAUGCUACAUCUUGCGAAUCUACUCAUGUCCAUGUUCUCUGCCGGCCAGUUCGAGAUCACGAGCAAAUACAGGCCGAAUCCGUGCUCGUUCUAUCUUUUGAAUUUGGGGAUUGACACUACGCUCGGAAUCCCCAUUCUCAUAUUCAUUCUCCACAUUCUAAACCGCCUAGCGGCAUAUACUCCCCUAGCGAAUCCCCCGGAAUCGAUCGAGUCUGGAAACUAUGGCGCUCCGCCACGGGCCGCCUGGUGGUUCAAGCAGGCUAUGAUAUACUUCUUUGGGCUAUUGGGAAUGAAAAUUUGCGUCUUCUUUCUCAUUCAAUUACUGCCCUUCAUUGUCAAGAUAGGUGACUGGGCACUGCGCUGGACGGAAGGGAACACAGCUCUGCAGAUCAUCUUUGUCAUGCUGCUUUUCCCAGUGAUCAUGAACGCCAUCCAGUACUACAUCAUCGAUACUUUCAUCAAGAAACCGCUAUCUCAAACUCACGAGCUGCUCCAGGAAGAAGAUGAGGUGGAAGAUGCUUUGCUGGAUGACGGUCGAACACCGCGCAAUGCACUGCUGUCUAACGUUAACGAUGCUGAUACAUUUGGGCCGGAUGAAGGUAUUAUGGGAAAGGAUCUGGGCAGAAAUCUGGAACCGCCCGCACGGCUGAACGGAUUUGGUCAUGCCGAGUACGAUCCGGCUGUUGAUGGGGAGUAUUUCUCCCCAGCGUCAUCGGCGUCUGCCAGCUCCAGCAGCAGUCAUGGAGAAUACGAUGCAAUGUCAUCUUCCACAAAGCUUACACUUCAGAACAAGAGAUCAUGACGACCUUGUUUAUGCUUAUGCGUCGGCGUUGGGUGCUUGAUAUGGAUACUUCUGUGCCGAUGUCGCGGCCAGUCCUGCUUUUUUGUUCGCAGCCUUAUACACUUCUAAAUUUGUUUAUAGCGAUCCAGACGACAUGUAUAUGCUUUAGUCACACUCCAAUGAGAUAUCGACUCACCGUGCAAUCGAG
Molecule: messenger RNA, 1610 nt
Organism: Aspergillus novofumigatus IBT 16806
Lineage: Eukaryota; Fungi; Ascomycota; Eurotiomycetes; Eurotiales; Aspergillaceae
Product: STIMATE family protein
Exons: 2
Coding region: 314-1423 (369 amino acids)
Cellular component (GO): membrane
Source: RefSeq, a predicted model, not a curated record